CUCCUGGAUGGAGUCGGCUCGCUGCGGCGAGAGAGAGAGAGAGAAGUUAAAAGAAGGACGGUGGGCGAAAGCUGGAUGUGUAUGGAUGAGUUUCAUUUGUCUUGAAGUGGCGUCACAGUCUGAAAUGCACAACGUGUAACAUUGGCACGGUGUCGUAACGAAGGAAUAAGCUCAUUCGUUCUCGCCGGAAAAAAAGUUAUAACAUGGAAUGUCUGCCGGCGUAGUUGAUCCCCUGCACGCAGCUGUCUGAAGAGCUUCGGCAGUGGAGGAGCAGCAAGCAUGGAUGUGGAAGACUUUCCUCCCCCACCUCCUGAAAUGUUGGCAGACAGUGUCCCGUUCGCAGACGAAGACGAUGGCGAAGCCUUCGACUUUGACGACAGCGGUGAUGAUGUCGUCCCCGAAGCCGACCGGCUGCCCCCUGCACCUCCGGUUCCUCCAGCCCCCAGCAGCGGGGACGGUCUGCUGGCCAGUCUCCCCGACCCCCCAGCACCUUCCCCCACACCCAUCACAGCUCCAUUAUCAGUAGACACGAGCGCAGCAACGGCAGAGGGAGAGGGCUCAUCUGCUCCUGAGGGGGCUGCCGACACAGAGUCCGAUUUACCUCCGCCCCCGCCCCCUCCUCUUACUGGUGACGCAGAAACAGAUCCUGCACAAACAGACCCCUCCAUCGAUGAACCUCCCCCUCCCCAGGCUGUCCCGAGGACCUCCUCCCAGGGCAAAGUAAACCCCUACUCUGUGAUUGACAUCAACCCUCUCCAGCUGCAGCAGAUUGAGAAGCAGCAUGGCCCAUCCUCGCCGACGUCCUCGCAGAUGGAGCCCAGAGAACGAGAGGAAGAGGCCCACGACGUCGACACGAGUCCCGCUGGCGUCACCUCAGGGUACUCGGUCCCAGUGCCCUGUGGCUACGCAACCCCCUCCGGUGUACCGCUCAUCACACCCGCUUACACCACACCCGUCAUCAUUCGGCACCUCUCCAUGGACGAGGAUGUCACUGUGAUCGGGACCGGCAGCACUUCUGUUGACAGUGUUUUUAGUGAAGAGUAUCCACCUAUUAAAGAAGAGGACGCUUUGGCCAAAUGGGCGUCAGAUCCUGCCAACACUGCGUGGAUGGACAAUCCAGAUGAGGUGAUUUACGAUGACGUGCCCCGAGAGAACUCUGACUCCAACACAGAUCCAGAUGAGAUGAUCUAUGACGACGUGGAGCUUGGCGAGGAGGGGGGCUGCAACAGCUCCCUUGACAACGGAUGGAGCUCGAGCGAGUUUGAAAGCUACGAAGAGGCCAGCGAUGGGGAGGGUCACCUUGAGAAUGGCCUGCCCCACGCCUUCAUGAGAGGGAAGCCGCCCCAGAGGAAGACCCAUCUCUCUCAAGAUCUGACUCGCUUGAAAGAACACUAUGAGAAAAAGAUGAAAGAUCUAAUGGCAAAUACGGUGGGAACGGUAGAGCUGCAGCAGCUAAAACAGAAACACGAGCAGAAGAUGCAAAAGCUGGUGAAGGCAGCUAAGGAUGGGACCAAAGACGGGCUGGAGAAAACAAAGGCUGCCGUGAAAAAGGGACGCUCUUUCAUCAAAACCAAGUCAUUCUGUCAGGAGAGGAAGUCUGCCUGUUUUGAAGAUGAGGAGUCUGAACUCUUCAUCGAAGUGGACUGUUUCAACGUUGAGCCAGUGCUUUGUGAAGCACCAGAGGGUCUUUCGCAGCAACAGCUGGUGAGGCGAUGCAUUUUGGGAUCUAUUUUGGAGAGCGAGAAGAACUACCUUGACGCAAUGAAGAGGAUACUGGAGCAAUACGAGAAGCCCCUGUCCCAGAUGGAGCCGAGGCUGCUGAGCGACAGGAAACUGAAGAUGACCUUCUAUCGCGUGCGUGAGAUCCUGCAGUGCCACUUCCUGUUCCAGAUCGCGCUGGCGAGCCGCGUGGCCGAGUGGGACAGCCUGGAGAUGAUCGGGGAUGUGUUUGUGGCAUCGUUCUCGAAGUCUAUGGUGCUGGACGCCUACAGUGAGUACGUGAACAACUUCAGCAAUGCGAUGGCGGUGGUGAGGAAGACGUGCGCGGCCAAACCGGGCUUCCUGGAGUUCCUCAAGCAUCGACAGGAGACAAGCAGUGACAGAAUGACUUUGUACGGCUUGAUGAUGAAACCUAUCCAGAGGUUCCCGCAGUUCAUUUUACUCCUUCAGGACAUGCUGAAGAACACACCCGUGGGUCACGCAGACCGCCUGCCGCUUCAGAUGGCCCUGACCGAACUGGAGACACUGGCAGAGAAGCUCAAUGAAAAGAAGAGGGAGGCCGACCAGCGCUGUGAGAUCCGCCACAUCGCGAAGGCCAUGAACGAACGCUACCUCAACAAGCUCCUGAGCAACGGCAGCCGCCACCUGAUUCGCUCCGACGACAUGGUGGAGACGGUCUACAACGAGCGCGGCGAAAUCAUCAAAACCAAGGAGCGGCGCCUCUUCCUGCUCAAUGAUGUGCUCAUGUGUGCCACGCCCAAUAUCCGAUGUCAGGACGGCAGUGGCAGCGGCAACGGAAACGCUCCACUCGACCAGAAGUUCCUUCUGAAGUGGAGCGUGCCGCUGGGCUUCGUGGAGGUGCUGGAGUUUGGAUCCAGCGAGGACAUGGCCGACAGCAGCCGCUACCAGGCACCUCAUUCCGGGGAGAAGGUGGUCAUCAACGCUAAGCCAAACAAGCUGUACAUGGGCCCGGGUCAGUUGUACCAAGAUCUGCAGAACCUAAUCCACGACCUCAGCCUGGUCAACCAGAUCUCCAGCAUGAUCGGCAGCCUCAAAGGAAACUACCAGAAUGUAAACCCCGCCGUGGCCCAGGACUGGGUGUCAGGUCUACAGAGGCUGAUUCUGAAGAAGGAGGAGGAGAUCAGAGCAGCUGACCGGUGCAGGAUCCAACUCCAGCUGCCGGGCAAACAAGACAAGUCGGGCAAACCCACUUACUUCAGUGCCGUGUUCAAUACUCUCAGCCCGGCCAUCAAACAGUCAUGGAUCAGUAACUUGCAGAUGGCUAAACUGGCUCUAGAGGAGGACAACCUGCAGGGCUGGCUGUUUGCAGAGGACGAUGGAAAUCAGAUCAAAAAGCAGAAGCACCCCCUCUUGCUUCGACAAAUGCCUGUGGUCAUGUCAAAACUGCAGGAGUUCAAGGUGGAGUGUGCCGUUCAUAACCCCGAGCCCCAUAUCAACACAGAGAGCACAGCGGACACGCCCGUCGUGGGCCACGGAUGUGUCUGGGUUGCAAGUUGCACUAACCAGAUGGGCCAGAUCGCCAUCGUGGCCAUGCAGAACUCCAGCCCUAAGGUGACCGAGUGUUUCAAUGUGGAGUCGCGUAUCCUCUGCAUGGCCUUCGUCCCGGCGGAGCAACCCCAGGAAAAUGGCGAGAAGGUCCCCGAAAACAACCACGUCCCUGCAGCAAAGGCCAGUGAUACACCCAGUGUCUGUCUGGGCAUGGAGGAGGGCAGCAUUAUUGUGUAUAAGAGCAGCCAGCGCUCCAAGAAAGUACGUCUGCAGCAUUUCUUCACACCAGACAAGUCCACCGUCACCAGCCUGGUCUACAGGAGACCCUGUCUGUACGCCGGCCUGGUCAGCGGCGCUGUGGCAGUUUACUCCAGAUCACAAGACGGCUUGUGGAACUGUGACAAGCCCAAAGUGCUGAAGCUGGGAGUCCUGCCGGUCAAGGCCAUGCUGGCUGUGGAGGAGCACCUCUGGGCAUCAUCGGGGGGCCAGGUCUUCAUCAUCGGCACCCACACACAUUCUGUGGAGAGGCAGCUGGAGGCCCACCAGGAAGAAGGCAUGGUGGUGUCCCACAUGGUGGUGGCCGGCGUAGGCAUUUGGAUCGCCUUCAGCUCCGGCUCCGCGCUCCGUCUUUUCCACACAGAGACGCUGGAGCACCUACAGGACAUCAACAUCGCUACACCUGUCCACAACGUACUCCCUGGAAACCAGAGAGUGUCCGUGAGCAGCCUGCUGGUCUGUCACGGUCUGCUCCUGGUCGGGACCAACCUGGGGGUGACCGUGGCUCUCUCCGUCCCCAGACUGCAGGGGAUCCCCAAGGUCACAGGUCGGGGAAUGGUGUCAUUGCACGCUCACAACGGACCAGUCAAGUUCCUCACCGUCGCUGCUGCAGUGUGCAAUCGGUCCUCCGGCCAGCCGUCCUCCGGCCCGCCGUCCUCCACCCCACCCACCCCGGUCCAGCCGGCAGGAACGGAGGCUGUGGAGAACGCCCCGCCGCCCUCCGACUCAGCUCCGGCGCCUCCCCCAGGGCGAAGCGUAUGGCUGGGAGAGGCGGGCUGCACCACCAUGGCCCUCCAAGACUCUGUGUCCUCCUCAUCCUGCGGCUCCCUGGCUCCGUCCCAGGGCUCCCUGGAGCACGGGCCGGAGGACGGCGCCCUCUACGACGUGCUCCACGACCCGGCCAACCAGCAGAGGGGCCGCCGUUCCAGCAAAGUGGACGUCAGCUCUCUGCUCGUGGUGUCCGGAGGUCUGGGCCACCGCAGGGUGAACAAAAAGACCAAACAGUCUCGCCACGAGGACACCACCUCCACUAUCAUGAUCUGGCAGAUUCCCUUACUUAACAUGUGACACCAAAAAACGCCUCGACGGGUUAAAAAACAGAAGUGCUGCUCACAACUCUCACGAGAGUGUGUUACACUUCACGGAAUAUAAGUGAUGAAUCGGAAAAACAACUAAAUGUGUUAUUUAAACCAGAACUGCAUCGGGAACUCUUCAUCAUUCCCACGAUGUUUCUAAUGAUGUCUCCUCCCACAAAACCACUCAGCCCUCCUGCAGCAGCCCAGUCGGAGGACAUACUGCACUGUGUCGCUGUACUUACGUUAAGGAUGUAAUUGUUCGAAGACACUGAAAGGUCUUUUGAAUUUCGACCCUCUGAUAAAGUCGAUGGUUGUUCUAUAACGUGGCUAAUACAUUCCAUUACCCUGCAGUGUUUGCGCCGGACCGUUGGACUGUUCGGGACUGCGGUAUUUAAAUCAGUGUUGAAAGGAAAUGGGACUCGAAUAAACAACGCUGUUCCGCUGGGAAGGCGUGUAACGUAACGACGGUGCUUUGAAAGUGUUACAUGAAAGUUUUCUGGUAAGAUUAGGAGUAGGACCUCAGAUCGUCUGUCAAGGCCAGAGUUGUAAAUAUCAAGUGUGGCGACUAAGGAUUACACGUGCGGCAGUUCUUGGCUCAGAAACAGUGUUUAUAUGGAAGCAGAUCAUUUUUUUUACUAUUGGGCCAGCUCGUUGCAGCGCUGCAACUCUUCUGUUAACUGAGCAAAGGGAUUUAAAAAAAGGACGUGUAAUAUCGAUGACGAAAAAUGAGUUUGAGAAGGCUCGAUGAGAAUCCCUGGCUGGCCAGGUUUCUACUCAUGAAGGGAAGAAAGACUUUCUAUCACCACAAGAGUUGUUUUUGUUUUUUUUCACCCUAAUGCAUAUUUGUUUCCCACAUAAGGAUAUUUAAAAAAGGAUUUAAAAAAAAAAGAAGCUUUAUACUUUAUUCAUUAUUCGUCUGUACGUCUGCUAUGUAUGUUAACAAAUCCAUAAACAUUCUUUUUAUCGAUCAAA
Molecule: messenger RNA, 5552 nt
Organism: Scophthalmus maximus (turbot)
Lineage: Eukaryota; Metazoa; Chordata; Actinopteri; Pleuronectiformes; Scophthalmidae
Gene: arhgef10
Product: Rho guanine nucleotide exchange factor (GEF) 10
Exons: 30
Coding region: 280-4572 (1430 amino acids)
Biological process (GO): actin cytoskeleton organization; positive regulation of stress fiber assembly; mitotic spindle assembly
Cellular component (GO): centrosome
Molecular function (GO): protein binding; guanyl-nucleotide exchange factor activity
Source: RefSeq, a predicted model, not a curated record